Messenger RNA from Sardina pilchardus (European sardine), 459 nucleotides. RefSeq lists its product as uncharacterized. The record is from RefSeq and is a predicted model, not a curated record. NCBI's taxonomy places the organism in Eukaryota, Metazoa, Chordata, Actinopteri, Clupeiformes, Clupeidae. Bases 1 to 459 code for a protein of 152 amino acids. The transcript has 2 exons.
AUGGAACACUUCAGUCAUGAGGGCCACAUCACCGCUUUCAGUCUGCUCACCACAUCCUGCCCCAUCCUGCCCCAUCCUGCCCUAUCCUGCCCCAUCCUGCCCCAUCAUGCCCCCUCCUGCCCCAUCCUGCCCCAUCCUGCCCCUUCCUGCCCCAUCCUGCCCCGUCCUGCCCCCUCCUGCCCCAUCCUGCCCCAUCCUGCCCCUUCCUGCCCCAGUCUGCUCACCGCAUCCUGCCCUAGCCUGCUGUGUCCUGCCCCCUCCUGCCCCGUCCUGCCUGCCCCUUCCUGCCCCCUCCUGCCCCAUCCUGCCCCAUCCUGCCCCGUCCUGCCCCCUCCUGCCCCAUCCUGCCCCGUCCUGCCCCAUCCUGCCCCAUCAGGCUUCAUCCUGCCCCAUCAUGCCCCUUCCUGCCUGAUGGGCAACAGAGGCAGGGGCAACUUCGGGUCCCCUCCACCAAGCUAA